Messenger RNA from Argentina anserina (silverweed cinquefoil), 1082 nucleotides. Its product is annotated as B-box zinc finger protein 25. Gene Ontology annotation, cellular component: nucleus. Gene Ontology annotation, biological process: photomorphogenesis; regulation of DNA-templated transcription. Gene Ontology annotation, molecular function: zinc ion binding. Lineage: Eukaryota; Viridiplantae; Streptophyta; Magnoliopsida; Rosales; Rosaceae. The transcript is spliced from 3 exons. The record is from RefSeq and is a predicted model, not a curated record. Bases 84 to 794 code for a protein of 236 amino acids.
ACCCACCACCCCAGAACCCCCCUCACCUCCCUCCCUUAUCAUCUUCUUCUUCUUUGUCUUCUCCAAAGAAUCCGGCUGCGGCGAUGAAAAUUCAGUGCGAUGUGUGCGAGAAAGCCCCGGCGACGGUGAUAUGCUGCGCGGACGAGGCGGCACUGUGCGCCAGAUGUGACGUGGAAGUGCACGCUGCUAAUAAACUGGCCAGCAAGCACCACCGCCUUGUUCUUGAAUCUCUCUCCAACAAGCUCCCUCGUUGUGAUAUCUGCCAGGACAAGGCGGCUUUCAUCUUCUGCGUGGAAGACAGGGCGCUGUUCUGUCAGGAUUGUGAUGACUCAAUUCACUCACCCAAUACCCUCUCCGCCAACCACCAGAGGUUCCUCGCCACCGGAAUCCGUGUUGCCUUGAGCUCCGCUUGUGCCAAGGACGCUGAAGCUAGCAACUUAGACCCACCACCCAAUCAUACUUCUUCAAAACUCCCUUCUUCUGCUGCCUUCUCCUCCUCCUCUCCUUGGGGUGUUGAUGACUUGCUUCAAUUAUCUGACUUUGAAACUUCUGAUAAGAAAGAGUCGAUUGAGUUUGGAGAGCUUGAGUGGAUAGCAGACAUGGGUCUUUUUGGUGAACAGUUUCCACAGGAGCCUUUGGCAGCCGCCGAAGUACCUCAGCUUCCAGUAUCACAAUCGAGCAACUAUACAUCAUACAGACCCCCGAAAUCAAGCAGUCCGUAUAAGAAGCCUCGGAUUGAAAUCCCAGAUGAUGAUGAUGAGCAUUUCACUGUUCCUGAUCUUGGCAUAUUUUAGGCAUGUAUCAACUUGAUGGAUUAGUUGAUAGGUUGAAGUAUGUAUUUUUAUACCUUAAGUGAGUACAUACUGAUAUGUAUUGAUGUAUGUAUGAAAUAAUUUAUGAUGCACUUCAUGAUUUUAAGAUCAUGAGGUAGUAAAUUUUCUACCUUAGGGGCUUCUCCUUUCUGUUUUCUCUUAUUGGAUGCAUAUCUAAUCUGUAAUCUUGCCUGCUUGGCAAUAACUCAAUACGGCCUUAUAAUGAAAGAUAUAUAUGUGCCUGUUAUGAAAUACCCAACUGACAGGUAA